ACCCCAGCGCACCCCCCUUGGAGAUAGAGAAAGAGAGAGAGGGAGGGAUGAAGAAACAGGGAACGAGAGGUCAGGAUUGAAGAGAAAUCCGUGAGAAGGGUCCCUUAUCCUAUCUUCUUGAGGGACCUCGGCCCUCUCCUCCCAUCCCCCUCAGAAGCUCUCCUUCUCUUUCACUGCUUCUCUAUAUAUAGCUGCCAGAGUUAAUCUUGAACAAAGAGAGGUUGGUGCUCAAAAGUGUCCAGAAAAAUAGUGCUUCUGAGGCUCUCCCAUGGCUCCCAAAGCUGGCCGGGGCAGGGGAAAUAAAGGCAAAGGUGAAAAGAAGAAGAAGGAAGAGAAAGUUGUGCCUAAUGUUGUUGAUAUUACUGUGGUCACACCCUAUGAAUCCAAAGUGACACUCAAGGGAAUAUCCACAGACAGGAUACUGGAUGUGAGGAAACUGUUGGCCUCUCACGUAGAAACGUGCCAUCUAACCAAUUAUUCAGUGACACACGUGGGACGGGACCAGCGGUUGAACAAUGGCGUGGAAAUCAUGUCACUGAAACCAUGUGUACUGAGGAUCUUGGAAGACGACUACACGACGGAGGAGCAGGCGGUUGCACACGUGCGAAGGCUCUUGGACAUCAUCGCCUGCACCACCGUCUUCGGCAAGCACAAGGACGGCGGCGGCAAGCCCAAGAAGCAGCAGACCUCCGCCGCCACCGGAGCGAAUGGCAGACCCUUAUCCGGGCCCUCGUCCUCGCCCACCGCCGCCGCCUCCACGGCCUCCACGGCGGCCGCAGAUGGGAAGCCCGCGUCGGCGCCGUCCCCGGACGCCUCGAUCCCAUCGAUCUCGGAGAAGUUCGACAUGGCUGCGAUCCAGCCGCCUCCGAAGCUCGGCGAUUUUUAUGAUUUCUUCUCCUUCUCCCAUCUCUCCUCUCCUAUUCUUUCGGUGAAGAGAAGUGAAGGGAUCGUUGGGGAGCGGAGGGAAGGCGACUACUUUGAAUUAGAGGUUAAGGUCUGUAACGGGAAGUUUCUAAAUGUGAUUUCUUCGGUCAAGGGGUUUUAUGCAACUGGGAAACACGGUAUUCUGUGCCACUCUCUGGUGGAUCUAUUGCAACAGCUUAGCAGUGCAUUCGCAAAUGUCUAUGAGUCCCUGAUGAAAGCCUUUAUAGACCAUAACAAGUUUGGUAAUCUGCCAUAUGGAUUCCGUGCAAAUACAUGGCUUGUCCCUCCUGUUUAUGUUGGGUCACAUUCAAAAUGCCCCUCGCUGCCAACAGAAGAUGAGAACUGGGGAGGGAAUGGAGGUGGGCACGGACGAGAUGAUAAAUAUGUCGGCAGACGAUGGGCAACAGAUUUCUCAGUUUUGGCAAAGAUUCCAUGCAAAACUGAAGAUGAGAGGCUGAUACGAGAUCGGAAGGCCUUUUUACUUCACAGUCUAUUUGUUGACACAGCAAUUCUUAAAGCUGUUUCAGUAAUUCGUCAUCUCAUGGACUCCAACAUAAGCUUGACUGCUUCAAAUGGGAUUCUGCAUGGCUCAAUCAUGCAUGAAGAGCAUAUAGGAGACCUGAGUAUAAUUGUAAAAAGGGAUAUGCCAGAUGCUAGUGUGAAGCUUGAGGAGAAGGUUGAUGGGAGCCAAUUACUUCAGAUGUGCACUAAGGAGGUUUCCUCAAGGAAUCUUCUUAAAGGCUUAACUACUGAUGAGAGUGUGGUUGUUAAAGAUACUGCCACUUUAGGAGUUGUCAUUGUUAAACAUUGUGGUUAUACUGCCACUGUUAAAGUUGCAGGGCAUGUGAAGGACAAAAUUUGUGCAAUAGAGAGUAUUUAUGUAGACGACCAGCCAGAUGGAGGUUCUAAUGCCUUAAACAUUAACAGCUUAAGAAUAUUGCUUCCCAAAUUAAGCAACAUGGAUCCAUCUGUGGGGCAUCAAUAUUCUUCUAGUUCUGAUGACGUAGACGCACGGAUUUUAGCAAGGAGGGUGCUGAGUGAUAGCUUGAUCAAGUUAGAGAAAAUGUCUUCUGCUACUGAGGGACCCAUCAGAUGGGAACUUGGUGCUUGCUGGUUACAACAUUUGCAGAAAAAGGAGACUUCAACAGUUGAGGAGCCAAAGGGCAGUAAGGAAGACAGUAUGGCUGAACCAAUUGUUAAAGGACUUGGAAAGCAGUUUGAACAGUUAAAGAAACUUAAAAAGAAAGCAGAUCCGGUUGGCAAGUCUGAGAAAGAAGAUUUUAUUUCCAGCAGCACGAUUGUAACAGAUAUGGGGAAAUUAACACAGAGUGAAAUGAAUGAGGAAGUCGAGAUCAGGAAACUGCUUUCUGAAGAUGCCUUCAUGCGUUUGAAAGAUUCAGGAACUGGACUUCAUCGGAAGUCACUGGAUGAGCUCACCCAGAUGGCACAAAAAUACUAUGAUGAUGUUGCACUUCCAAAUCUGGUGGCAGAUUUUGCAUCACUUGAGCUUUCUCCAGUUGAUGGACGAACUCUUACGGACUUCAUGCAUACAAGGGGACUUAAAAUACGUUCCUUAGGACAUGUGGUUGAACUUGCUGAGAAGCUACCACAUAUACAGUCGAUUUGUAUUCAUGAGAUGGUUACUCGUUCCUUCAAGUACAUUCUACGAGCUGUUAUUGCUGCAGUGGACAAUAUGUCUGAUCUAUCUUCUGCAAUUGCUGCAACUUUGAACAUCUUGCUAGGGCCCUCAGAAGUAGAAAAUGGUGAUCAGAAUUUGAUUAGUGAGCAUAAUCUCAAAAUGAAGUGGGUGGAGACUUUUAUUCUAAAAAGAUUCUGUUGGAGGCUAAAAGAUGAAUUUCAACAUUUAAGAAAGUUUGUGAUUCUCAGAGGACUUUGCCAUAAGGUUGGGUUGGAGUUGGUCGGUAGAGACUAUGACAUGGAUAGUCCAAACCCAUUUGAGAAAUCUGAUAUUAUCAGCAUAGUUCCUGUGUACAAACAUGUGACCUGCUCAUCUGCAGAUGGGCGGAACUUAUUGGAAUCAUCAAAGACAGCAUUAGAUAAAGGAAAGUUAGAAGAUGCUGUUAGUUAUGGCAUAAAGGCGUUAUCAAAAAUGAUAGCAGUUUGUGGUCCGUACCAUCGGAUGACUGCUACAGCAUACAGUCUACUUGCAGUAGUUCUUUAUCACACUGGAGAUUUUAAUCAGGCAGCCAUAUAUCAGCAGAAGGCUCUAGAUAUCAAUGAGAGGGAGCUUGGUCUUGACCAUCCUGAGACGAUGAAAAGUUAUGGGGAUCUUUCUGUUUUCUACUACCGACUCCAACACAUUGAAUUGGCCUUGAAGUAUGUCAAUCGUGCACUCUAUCUUCUUCACUUCUCAUGUGGACUCUCUCAUCCAAAUUCUGCUGCAACAUAUAUCAAUGUUGCAAUGAUGGAAGAGGGCAUGGGAAAUGUUCAUGUUGCACUUCGCUACCUACUGCUGCUAGCUACCAUGCCAUUGCCAUAGCUCUUUCCAUGAUGGAAGCCUAUUCUCUUAGCGUGCAACAUGAACAAACCACAUUGCAGAUACUUCAGGCCAAACUUGGUUUGGAAGAUCUUCGUACAAAGGAUGCUGCUGCAUGGCUCGAGUAUUUUGAAUCAAAAGCUUUAGAACAGCAGGAGGCUGCUCGUAGAGGCAUCCCAAAGCCUGAUGCAUCUAUUGCAAGUAAAGGUCACCUUAGUGUAUCAGAUCUCCUUGACUACAUAAACCCAGAACAAGAUACAAAAGAAAGAGAUGCACUGCGAAAACAGCGGCGCUUAAAGAACAACAAUAAAUCUAGUCAAGAGCAGUCCAUCCCAGUCACAGAUGAUUCUCACUAUGAUGCAAAAUCCCUGACCAGUCAGGACAGUAUAGAACUCAAGGAGGGGAAGAAAUCUGAAGAACAUCACUUGGAAAGUUUCAAAGAGAAUAAUGGUGUAUUUCAACAUGAGCUGACACAACUGAGUGUGAUGUCACCUGAAGAAUCUUCUGAUGAAGGGUGGCAAGAAGCCAGAGGAAGGUUUGGACAUUCGCACAGAAAAUUUGGCCGCAAGAGACGAGCUCUAACUAAAUUAGUCAUUAACAGCUCAGAGCCUGCAAGUUCUGCAAGUGCCAGUUGUGAAAGAAAAACUGUCUCUUCAGCACCAAAACCCAAUGUGGCAACAUCAAGGGCCCCUCUAACUGAUAUUUCUUCUGGUGGAAAAGUUCUAAUAAGGCCUAUGAGUGUCACUGUUGGAGAAGAUUCCAACAAACUACAGGUAAAGACUCCCUAUACAGAUACCAAUGCAGAACAAAAUACAAAAGCUUCUGUUACUGGUAGGCUUACUACUGUGGCUUCAAAGUUUGUAUCUUACAAAGAAGUAGCAAUAUCACCUCCUGGUACAGUCUUAAAGCCAGCAAUGGAUCCGACAGAAGAAAAAAUAAAAGAGAUGGAUGAUACUCCAGAAAAUGCCAAUCUGGUUGAUGCAUCUGAGGAAGAAGAGAAGUUUGUGGAAGAACCAUUGGAUGAGGAAAUACCAACUGAUGAUAGCAAAAAGGAGGCUCAUUUGAGUGAAUUAGAGCAAUUGAAUGGAGAGGAGAAAAAUCACCACACCAACGGGAAUGAGGACUCGUGUACAUCCAAGGAUGCCACAACAAAUGGAAGCAAGCUCUCAGCUUCAGCUCCUCCAUUCAAGCCAGGCUCGCUGUUGUCCAUGUCUCAUUCAUAUAACUCAAUUGCAAUUUAUGAUGUAAGAGUUGCUCAUCGUACAAUUUCACCUCAGUCUAUGGAAAUCCCCUCACCUCAAUCUAUUCAUACUAGGGUACCUCGUGGCCCAAGAUCAACCCUGUACCACCGAACUGGGCAUUCUUUCUGCAGGAAACAAGGUUACUCAAAGAACCAGAACCCUGUUGUAAGAAGCAAGUCCACCCCUAGCACAAUGAACCCUCAUGCAGCUGAGUUUGUACCUGGUAAAGCUUGGCAACAAGCAAAUCAUGUUAAUGAGGACUCAGAAGCUCAAAAUCCUGUAACUGAAUCAGGCCAGCAAUCAGAUCCUCCAAACAUUACGAAGGAGGAAACUUCUACUGCAGUUCUUUCAGAUGAGAAAACAGAAGUUGAGAAAGUCAUGGAUGAUGGUAGGAGUGGGAAUUGUAAGAGGAAAGACAGCACCCAAAGCGUACAGAAGACUGAGCUGGCAAGACAGAUUCUAUUAAACUUCAUUGUUAAGUCAGUUCGGGAUAGUUUGGACUGUUCAAAGGAAUCUCAAUCUAUUGACAAACCAAAUGAAAAUGAGAGCGGAGUGAAUAUUAAACAUUGUGGUAGUGUAGCUGAAAUGGGGUCUGCUUCUGAAGCCUAUGCUCAGGGCCGGUUGAAGGAAGUAAAGAUGCACAAAAAUAAGGAUGCAGAGGGAUUUACAGUAGUAUCAAAGAGAAGGAAAAGCAAACAGCAUUUCAGCAAUGCAGUAAAUGGUUUGUAUGCUCAGCAGUCAAUCUGCACCUCGGUCAGCUGAAGUGUGGAGAUGAAACAAAGGCAUCAUUAAUAAGUUCUGGGAGAGCAAAAUGAGAGCUCUUGUUACCUAUAUAUGUUGCAGGUAUGAACACUUUUUGCUAGGAGGGUUUCUAAGUUAAGCUGAUAGUUGCUUUACUAAUAAAAUGAGUUUGUCAACAGCAGCCCUCACAUCAUUCGGUGAUCUUUUCAUCCGGUCGCCUACUAGGCCAUGGUCCUUUUGGAGAUUUAUAGUUACCGCAAAGCCCUCAUGAUAUUUCAUGUAUAUUUUUGGAUGUGGUUUACCUGAGAUUUUGGAGCACUCAAAAGUAUUGUAGAAAUUGAGAGGGGUUUAAGUAUCGAGAUUUGGCAUCGUUUAACAAUUCCUCUCUUCAUGC
Molecule: messenger RNA, 5797 nt
Organism: Elaeis guineensis (African oil palm)
Lineage: Eukaryota; Viridiplantae; Streptophyta; Magnoliopsida; Arecales; Arecaceae
Source: RefSeq, a predicted model, not a curated record